Molecule: messenger RNA, 1038 nt
Organism: Botrytis deweyae
Lineage: Eukaryota; Fungi; Ascomycota; Leotiomycetes; Helotiales; Sclerotiniaceae
Exons: 5
Coding region: 1-1038 (345 amino acids)
Biological process (GO): positive regulation of cytoplasmic translation
Cellular component (GO): cytoplasm
Molecular function (GO): translation regulator activity; single-stranded RNA binding; zinc ion binding
Source: RefSeq, a predicted model, not a curated record
AUGAACAAACAAAGUUGUCGAAAGCAUAUCAACAAAGUACCACGAAACCAAUCUUAUACUCAAAAGGUUGCACAGCAUUUGUACACCCUGCAGCCUGACGAUGAUGCUGGUCAUGCAACUGCAACGUUCUUCUGGUGGAUAUUUCAAUGCGAACUUACCUCAUCGCCAAAUAUUCUUACAGCAACAAUCACCAAUAUGCCGACUUCGACAGUUGAGGAAUGGUUAAGAUCAGAUCGAGUAGAUGAGUCACCGCAUAGAUGCAGGAGGAUUGUUAAAGAAUGGGAAUCGGAGGAUGGUGCCUUUGUUAUUUGCCGUGCUGAUGAUGGGACACAACAGACACAUAAAUUAGUAGCCAUGUCUUCAUUAUCUCGUCGUGCUUGCUACAAGUGCGGAAACGUUGGUCAUUAUGCUGAAGUUUGCGCUUCUGCUGAACGUCUUUGCUACAAUUGCAAGCAACCUGGACAUGAAUCGAAUGGUUGCCCAUUGCCAAGAACUACCGAGGCUAAGCAGUGUUACCACUGCCAAGGUUUAGGACACGUUCAAGCCGACUGUCCAACUUUGCGUAUCAGCGGAGCUGGAACCACCGGUCGAUGCUACAACUGCGGUAUUCCUGGCCAUUUGGCUAGAGCUUGCCCAAACCCAAACAACGGAAUGCAAGGUCCUCCACGUGGACUUGGUGCUCCUCGUGGUGGAUUUGGCGGUGGAUUCGCUCCUCGCGGUGGAUUUGCUGGCGGACCUCGCCCAGCCACUUGUUACAAGUGUGGUGGUCCAAACCACUUUGCCCGUGAUUGCCAGGCUCAAGCCAUGAAGUGCUAUGCAUGCGGAAGAACUGGACACAGUUCCCGUGAGUGCACUAGCCCCAACGGCGGUGUUAACAAGGCUGGAAAGACUUGUUAUACUUGUGGAACCGAAGGUCACAUUGCUCGUGACUGUCCAUCAAAGGGACUCAAUGAUAACCUCGCUGGAGAGGGUGGUGCCGGCAUAGUUAGCAACAUGGAAGGUGCUUCAAUUGCUCCUGUUGCAGCUCCUGUUGCAUAG